Molecule: messenger RNA, 426 nt
Organism: Cooperia oncophora
Lineage: Eukaryota; Metazoa; Nematoda; Chromadorea; Rhabditida; Trichostrongylidae
Source: the annotation of a GenBank genome assembly
AUGCGUUACCGCGCAAGUGACUCAACGAGCCACAAUCUCUGUGUCUGCGAUCGACUGACCCACAUUCAACUACUGUUCACGUGGAACCCUUCUCCACUUCAGUCUUCAAGGAUCGAACUUAAAUAUUUGCUACUACCACCGAGAUCUGCACUGACGGAAGCUCCAGCUGGGCCUACGCCCAAAGCCUUCGACGCAACCGCCACGACCCUCCUACUCGCGAGUUGUUACACACUCCUUAGCGGUCACCGUCCUGCUAUCUAUAUCAACCAACGCCUUUUAUGGGGUCUCAUGAGCGAAAAGUUAGGCACCUUAACCCAACGUUUGGUUCAUCCCACAGCGCCAGUUCUGCUUACCAAAAAUGGCCCACUUGGAGCUCGCGUUCGUGUCAACAGUUCAACAAAGAAACCGAGACAACAUACCCAUUGA